Molecule: messenger RNA, 2352 nt
Organism: Amorphotheca resinae ATCC 22711
Lineage: Eukaryota; Fungi; Ascomycota; Leotiomycetes; Helotiales; Amorphothecaceae
Exons: 1
Coding region: 1-2352 (783 amino acids)
Source: RefSeq, a predicted model, not a curated record
AUGGGUCGAACCUCCAAGUUCUCGUUCCCCUUGCCAGCUCGCACAUACAGUACAACCCCAAAGGAGAAAGAAGCUACGAACAAACCGUCUCCUUGGAGAGGGAGCACUCUGUCGAAGGCACAGCGAAUCUUGGGAGCGGAGAGCGAUCUCAAUAUCGACUCGCAACUUCGGGACGAUGAUCAGUCGUGGGUUUACCCUGGCUCGAGGUCGAGUGGCAUCAGUGGUAUGAGUAUCUGCAUUUCCGAGUCGUCACAAUCAACACGAUCGAAGGACGAUACAGCGAGUAUCUCACAAUCACACUCCGACCAAUGGGAACUCGAAUCCGGCGUGUUUCCAAGACCUCAGGGGCUGCGUGGAAAGGCAUCGUCUACUUUGCUUGGUCAGAACUAUGGCGAGGACGGCGGUGCGACGGAUACAUCCAGUAUAGGCCGGCGUAUGCACCGCGAGCAUUCAGACUCUACCCUGAGAUCCUACUAUGAUCGUCAGAAGUCCCCUCUCGCGAUAUCUCAGCAAACUUCAGCAUCUUCUGCACGGGAUUUAGCAUUACGAAAAGGUUGCCCUCCUGUAGUGACCAGAAGUCCAUUACUUCAGAUCGAAUCGGUUGAAAUACCUGAUGAACACUUGGUAUACCCGGACCACGAAGACUUCUUCCGAGACAAGUCAAAGAAGAAGCCCUCCCGAUUGGACCUGUCGAUGUUGAUACCAAGGUCGCGAAGGAAUGGAGGGGGAGAAGACUCUGGGCCACCGACGCCGUAUUCUACAAAUGGAUCCAACACGCCACAUAGCCAGGAUUCAAGUUCGUUUCGUCGGAGGCUUACAAAAGCCGCGUCCAAGGAAUCAUUGCAAUCACAAAAGCUGAGUGUUCGCUCGGGUCACACUCAAGACUCAAAGCGCCGGCACACACGCGACACCCUCUCCGAGUUAUACGACAAGUAUGAGCAUCUCACCGGCCGCUCCCAACGUAUGAGCCAGAUUCCUGAGUCCAAGGUACCUGAACCCAAGGUACCCGAGGCGAAUGUGCCCGGUCGUGAGAGGCAUACGAAGACUCCGCAGAUGGCAAUCAGCGAGUUAGAGUCUCGAUUCGACCAGUUAGAGGUAAACAGCUCGCAUCUGAGCCCUGCAGAUAGCCGUUCUUUCUCCUGGAAGAACGUACCUCCUCCAAACCUGGUCACCCCGCCCUGGGAGUUAUCAAGUGCCGCAAGUAUUUCUAGCCGCAAUACGAAAACAUCGCGUCACACCAGUACCAGCGCAUUUUCAAAUUCAGAUCUGAAGAACAACAGUGUGCUUUCGUUAUCCUCGGACUCUGAAGAGGAGUCUUCGGGACCAGAACCUAUUGGACCCCAUGGUAUCUUGCCCAACGACAGAGCAUCACGAGUCCUGAGUGGAAUUUCCACUGCGACACCCGACAGCCGCCGUCCGUCGACACGACAAUCGCUAGCAGCGACGUCCAUGACAUCCAUAACAUCCAAGACAUAUGGAUCGAGGAGAGGAUCUGCUCAAUCCCAUCCUUCCUUCACCAUCCCCGAGUUUGCUGAGUCUCCUUUGCCGAAUACGCGGAUAUCAGGUCCUUGCGCGCAACCCGAGAUUGAUGAUCAUCAUUCCACAAGAUCUCAGUCAUCAGAUAGGCGACAAUGGAGGUCAUCCAGGAAACCAUCCUCAACAGCCUCUAGGAGAUCAUCGACACAUCCAACACCGCCUAUAUCCCCCACUACCGUCGAGUUUCGAGAUCCUUCAGGUCGCAGCAGCCGCUACAUAGCUGUGACUAAACAAGAAGAAGCUCUUCUGGAGGCCUUGCGACAAAAGAGGGCACACAUGCGAGAGAUGAUCAUCGAGGAGCAUGAGACUGCUAAGUCUCCGCCACGUGAACGCCGCAGGACCUCUUCUAGACACGCAGAGGUGCCUUUUGCGAGCACGGUACGUGGUCCGGCAGGUCCAAAAGACCGAGUCCUUCUCUACCUUGACGAUGCUCCCAUGUCCAAAGAGCAUCCUAUCGACACCGCGGAGCCUUCUCCCGAUCUGAGUGAUUUUCUAACCUUCGCCUCGGAUGAAGACUCGACGCCAAGGACGAGCUGGGCGCCGUCCCGAAAAGGCCAACACAGGCCCGACUCAUCUAUCUCUCCUCGGCAGAGACGAAGCUCCAAGAACAGCCCAGUGACGCCUCCGGCAGUUAGGCUGAGCGCUGUUGGCGCAACUGGCGGGCUCAAAGACGUACGGUCCAUGGAUCAGGGAUUAGGUCCGAAAGUGCGAGUUCCUCAUGGUGGAGUCCGGCUUAUGGACGAUGGCAGGUUGGCAAACGCUCAGGACUUCCUGAUGGAUGAAGAAGACGAGAUGGGGAUCCCUUGGGGAGCAUAA